GCAGACAAAAGGACCAAAGACGACUGUAUUUGUAUCCAAGCAGGUAUUCACAACCAUACACAUACUUAAUAACAAUAACAAUGCAUUCCUAUACACAAACACACAACCUCAUAAAAUAUGUAAAUACAAUUUAAAGCUCAGUUUCUCCUAGAUAUUCAAAAAGUAGGGUCCUGUCACACAUUUGAUUCAUUAAUCAUGAACGUUUCACUUCUAUUCUGCUUCAUUGUGUAGGGUUUUGUCCACUAGAGGGAGUCACUCACUCUCAUUUUGAUUGAAGGUGCUGCUGCUGUUGUGCUGCUCCUCCCUCAGCAGCUUAUGUUGUCUUCAGGUGUUACUCCGAAGUUCGGUUUAUAAUAAUAUGAUUUAUCUAGUGCCAAAAAUGAAGUUAGUAAAUGUCGUUUGAUAGAGGGUAUUUAGAUAAUUGACAAGAAAUUGGUUGAAAACCUCCACUGCUCACUUACACAGAGGUAUCUUUGGUAUUUUUGGUGUGUGGAGGUUUUAGAGUACUCUCAUCUCCGACAGCACGCGAAGGCAUCAGGACAGUGAGCAGGUAGAGGCCGUCAAUGAGAUCCCAUGGGAGAGAGAGAGAGGGAGAGGGCAAGAGAGAGUCCUGGAGGUAGACUGGUGAGACGGCGUGAGGACUUUUUUUUCUUUACUUUAUCAACCUAAAACAGGAGUCUCGAAGAGUUUGGAAAACUUUUACUCCCUACGCCUUUCAUCAGUUUCUUCUUUUGGUGUCGCAGAUGAUUCUGAUAAACACUUCAUUUUCCCCUCGCUGGUCUCAGGAGGAUCGUAUCUCAUUUCUCUCAGUGCAGCGGAGGUACUGAACUUGGGACGUUCCUCUCUUUCUUUCUCCUUAUUCUCCUUCUUUAAAGCAGCGCAGGGAUUUAAGUGCGAGCCGAGAGUACAGAGUAAGUACUCUGUUAGAGGGCGCGUGGGUUUCAGGACUCAGUGUAAUUACAAAGUUAUAAUAAGUGAAGCGAGACAACGGUCCGUUUGAUUUAUUAAAUACAUAGAAAGGCACAUGCCGAGUUUAACAGCUUACACGAGUGUUGUUUUUAAUUAUUAACCGAUAUUCUGUCUCUACAUUAUCUGGUUAACAUGCCUUAUUAGGUUCCGAGCGGCAACCUGCACCCCCUGCCUUUGAAGUUCAAGUCGUGGCUGCGCAACUUUCCAGUGGAUUUACGUAGAAAAUGUGGCGCAGACGGGACACGCUGUCUUUUGACGCCGUUUGUCAACUCGCGCUGUGUCGCGGGCGUGAUUGUGACUGACGCACACUGUAAUUAUAAAGAGCAAUAACAGCGCUAUAAGUGCCGUGACGGAUGAAUAUCGACACGCUGUUGCCAGGACGUGCGCUUUUACCUGGAAGAAGAUACAACAACUCAACAAACACGUCACUGCUGUGUGUAGGCUGCUGGAAAACUAAGGGUACACACACUUCAAGCCCUAACACAACACGACGUGUCUUCAUGGUGCGUUUGUACGUGCAAAGUUUCGACACCCAUAUUAAUGACACUGGAUAAAAGUUCACCACCGUUUUUUCCCCCUUUUUUCAUUCACUAUUUUUCUUUCUGUUUUCUUUUAAACUCACUGAAGCUGUGAGUUUUGUGUAAAGAAGAAGCCGCUGGCUUCCAUGUGUCCACUGAGUGACAGAGUUUGAAUAUUAACUCUGGUGCUGAAUGGGAGUUUGAGUUAUGAGUUUGAGUUAUGCUGGCGGUCCUCCAGCUUUAAACAUUUGGAUUGUAUCUGUUUCGCAGUAGAGGCGGAGAGAAGACGACGACGACGACGAAGAAGAAGUGGGACGAGUAUAAAUAUUUUUUUCCUUGUUUAUCCGCCGGUGCUUGCCUGCUUUGAAGUCCACCAUGUGCGGCUGGGCACCGCCACUACAGCCGAGGCCAUGACCGUCCCCCUGUGGCGCCUGGCCGGGCUCUGGCCGUGGCUGCUCAUGGCGGCCCUGCAGCAGCAGGUGGUGCUGGCUCAGCCGGGCCUGGAGUCCGAGCGGCCGGCCCUGCGAGCGCUCAUCAAGGUGACACUGCUGAAGAACGAGCCCACGGGGAAGCCCAUCACUCUGGAGGGGGUGUUCGUUGGAGGAAGUGCCGGCUAUGCGGAGGGAAAGCUAAUGCAGUAUCACCCUUUGUCUCUGUGCAACACGAGCGAGGAUGAACGGCAGGAGAGUGACUUCAUCACCAUUGUCAAGCUGGAGCACCGAGUUCCCCGAUGUCUGCCGCUGCUCGAUAAGGCUCGCAUGGCCCUGGAUAAGGGAGCUCAGGCUGUUAUCUUUGAUGUCAGUGAUGAUGCCAAUGCUGCUGCUGAGCUGCGGGAAACAGACGCCCUUCCUCGUCCAGUCGUGUUAGUAGAGGCUGAAGAUGCUGAGGAGCUGAUGGGUUUGGUCAACAAGAAUGAGGAGGCCAAAGUUCGCAUUGAGAUCAUGAUGGAGCAGUCGAAAUGGCCACAUUACGAUGUGGGUAUCCUGCUCACCGUCUUCCUAGCUAUUUUGACCAUCGUCCUCAUCUUUGCCUUCCGCUACAAGUGCAAGCCCAACAGGACGUGGGACUCUGUUCAUCAGCAGACCGUGCGGGCCAUUAGUAGACUGGAGACCAAAACCUACAUCUCUCAGGGCUGCUCUGGCUCACAGCGACACCGCGGGGCCUGGGGGUCAGCCAGCAGCUCCAACUCAACCCCCGUCUGUGCUAUUUGCCUUGAUGAGUUCCAGGACGGGCAGCAUUUGAGGGUCAUCUCCUGCGCUCAUGAGUUCCAUAAGGACUGUGUUGACCCCUGGCUGCUGCAGCACCGCACCUGUCCCCUCUGCAUGCACAACAUCAUGGGUGAGGACAAGCAUAGUUACAGGACAGAGCGACAGUCACAGAGGAAUAGGCUCCAGCAGAGUCCAGAGCAGAGCCAAGGCUUCCUGCACCCUCAGCCUUACAGCAGCCCACAUAACCACCCCUUCCCUCAGCAUGCGAUCCCCUUCUCUAUGAGGCCCCACUAUCCUCGUGGACCCUCCGGACCAUAUCCUUCUCUGGGCCACUACAGCGGCUCUUCCCCCAUGGACGCACAAACACUGCGAUUCCUCACCAGCAGGCCGCUUGGCUCUGGCUGUGGGUACCGCCUUCCCGCAGAAGGUCCCGCGAGGUCUCACAGGAUUGGAGGUAACUGCAGGACGUCCACUCACCACUACACGCCUCGCCGCUCCUGCCACAAUUAUCGUUCAUCCUGCCCGACACAGCGCAGUGCGUCCUGUUCGAGACUGCACCACACCGCCUCUGUCACGGCACAGACCCGGGGAGCAGCCGCUCACAGCCGGCAGGACGAGGGCAGCUGCUCAGGUGGCAGCUACCACACAGAACGCAGUGGAUAUUUAGCCGAUGGGCCAGCAAGUGAUUCCAGCUCGGGGCCCUGCCAUGGCUCCUCCAGCGACUCAGUUCUCAACUGUACUGAUGUGUCCUUGCAGGGAGUUUAUGGCAGCUGGUCCACCUUCCGUAGUUCCCUGAGUAGUGACUACGAUCCGUUUGUGUAUUAUGGGCCAGGUUCUGGACGGGGGCCCCGGAGGAACAGUCUGGAGGCUGGUACUCAGGUCCGGCCUAGGUCUCUGGAUUCUGUGGUGAACAAAGUGGGCUGCCCUGAAGAACAGCCACAGACUGUGUUCAGCCACAUCCACUACCACCGUCACAGACACCACCACUAUGAGGACGGGGAGCACAGUCAGGGACCAAGCAGAGGCUCGGACGAGGAGCAGGGAGCCUCUGCUGCCACUGCUGCUGUGGUUCUGGAUAAAGACUCACCUGUGUGCCCCCCUAAACACAGUCCCUGCCAGUGCCCGAUACCUGACCCUACAGAUCGGCACAGCCCGGGAAAGGCAGAAUGCCAGGACCAUGACACCAGCAGUCCUUCAGGACCUCCUGUCCUGAUGUCCCCGAUCCCCUUACAGCUCCAGCCCCACUGCUGUCUUCAGGGACACAGUCACCCUCCCGCUCCUCUGGGGCGAGUGGCCGCCUGUGUGCUCGAUGGCCCUUCUGUUCGCUUCCACCAGAGCCUGGAUCUGCCGGACGACCGUAGCAUCCAUAUUCACUAUGGUCAGGGCCCAGGCUUCUGCUGCUCCCCCCCUGAUCUGCACCCGGCUCUGCUCCCUGUGCCCCUCAUUCUAGACUCUGGAGGCAUGGAGGAGUGGCCUUGUUGCACCGGGGCCCAUGUUGUGUGGCAAAAGCGGGUGCAGCAGGCUCGCUCAGAGCCUCAGCUGCUGGCUCCUGGGACUUCUAUGGACAGGCCAGCGUGCAGGUUCCAUCAGGGACCUGCUGCUGACUGCAACACAGACAUUUGUUUAUACUGCCAAACAUUACACCAAAAUCAGGGAUCAGAAGAGGAGUCUGGUGUGUGACAACUUGUUGCAUCCCGAUUAUCACGCUGCUACACAGGAGCCAGAAUGGACAAGCCUCUAAUUGGCCAAUCGCUCUCAUAUCUUCCACAUGAUUCCGCCAGCAAUGCCAACACCGCA
Messenger RNA from Solea senegalensis (Senegalese sole), 4492 nucleotides. RefSeq names its product E3 ubiquitin-protein ligase RNF43. Gene Ontology annotation, biological process: Wnt receptor catabolic process; ubiquitin-dependent protein catabolic process. Gene Ontology annotation, molecular function: frizzled binding; ubiquitin protein ligase activity. The record is from RefSeq and is a predicted model, not a curated record. Bases 1898 to 4375 code for a protein of 825 amino acids. The transcript has 9 exons. Lineage: Eukaryota; Metazoa; Chordata; Actinopteri; Pleuronectiformes; Soleidae.